AGUCUCCUCAGGUUCUUUCCAGCUGCGGGUCUCUGGCUCCAUCUUGUGGUGAUUGUGCGUAAGUGCAGCUACAAGUUGCAGAGAGCGUCUCCUCCGGUUUGCCAGAUAUCUGAAUCCCCGCCAAGUUGCCCUCACACGUCAGAGGAGGAAACCGGUACUGGUGAGUGGACGUGUGCGACGCGUCACCAGCCAGUUCCCGGAUGCAGCGAACAUCAACAUGGAGCGUGUGGUGGUGGUGGAAGUACCGAUCAACAACGGUUUUUCCCUGGCUGGCCCCUCCACCACCCCACGGAAGCGUCAGGUGCGUUUCUCGGCCCGCCAUGACAUCAUCCUUCUGCGGGAGGUUAUCACCCAGAACCCCUUCGCCUCCAAAGAACCAGGGCGGAUGUGGGCCCGUGUGGGCGAGAUUAUUACCUCAGCCCUUCAAGAUGAAAGCUUCGAGGUGGACGCCAGAAGGUGCAGGGAGCGCACCAUGCUGCUGCUCGACUACUACAAGAAACAAGACUUCCCCAGUCUGCGCAGGUUUGGAACAGAGAGGUUGUACGCCCAGAAGGAGGAUCUGCUGCAUGAGGUUCUGGAGCUGGAGGCGGAGAAGGGGCUCCUGGUCAGCGGGGAAAGCACAAAGUACCAGGAGGAUGAGCUGAGAAAACGAGCCGUAGAAGAACUAACUCUCCCAGAGCAAGACAAACCCAACAUCGCGAUCACACACCCUGCAGGUAAGAUCGCUCUGGAGAGGGAACGUCUGGGCGCCGACAGGAAAGAAAGGGAACGCCGAUUUGAGCUUGAGAGCCAGGAGCGGCAGGUCAUCUUGGACCUCCUGAAGGAGAAGGUGCUGAAAGGCUGA
Molecule: messenger RNA, 844 nt
Organism: Labrus mixtus (cuckoo wrasse)
Lineage: Eukaryota; Metazoa; Chordata; Actinopteri; Labriformes; Labridae
Exons: 6
Coding region: 218-844 (208 amino acids)
Source: RefSeq, a predicted model, not a curated record